CUUCUUUCUUCAGUCUCAUGUAGCCCGUGCAGCUCUUAUCUCUUUUGGAGAUGCAGCUCGAGACGCCUGCAUUUCCUUCUACCUGACAGGUCUGCACAACUGACAUGGAGCUAAAAAGAGGUGACAUGUGUUCACUUAACUGCACCAUUAAGGAUUUCAAGGAGUCUGUGUUUCCCAUCGCCUACCUGUCCGUCUUUAUUCUGGGUAUUGUAGGCCACUUGAUCUCCAUGUACGUCUUCUUCAGUGUGUGGAGGAAGAAGAGGAGUCUGACUACGGUCAACUUGUUCAUGGUUAAUCUGCUGGUGUCGGACCUUAUGCUGGUGUGCUCGUUGCCCUUCAGAGCGUCUUACUACCUGUCGGGUUCUCGUUGGAAAUUUGGCAGGGUGGCCUGCAAGCUCAUAUUCUACGUCUUCUACCUGAACAUGAACACAUCUAUCUACUUCUUGGUUUCCCUUAACUUCAUGCGGUAUUUGGCACUGGUGCAGCCAUACCGCUACAAAAGCUUGCAAAAAUGGUGUAAUGGCCAUCUGGUUUGUUUUUUAAUCUGGCUAUUUGUGGCGCUGAGUUCCAGUCCUUUGCUGAUUUUGAGCAAGGGCGUAAAUGCUAGCAUCAGUGUUGAUGAGCAAUGCAUGGAGCUACCAAACAACAACCAAACAAUCCAGAAUUUAAUCAGUAUCAAUAAUGCAACUCUGACUGUGGGCUUUCUGGUGCCUUUGGCGUUAAUCUUGUGGUGCUCCUUGUUUGUAGCCUAUAGAUUGUGGAAGCUUGGACCAUCUCAGCACACGGUCAGCACCUCGAGGAAAAAAGCCUUCGCUUUGGUCAUCAUCAGCCUUAGCUUCUUCAUCAUCUGCUUUUUGCCAUAUCAUGUCAUACGGAUAGUCUUUUUGAACACAGAGUUGGAUGUGAGCAAUGGCACGUAUGGCAACUCCCGUGAGUCCGUCUUGCUGUUGCGGAAAGCCUCAGUGGUGACACUUUGUUUGUGCGUAGCCCACAGCUGCCUGGAUCCCAUCCUGUUCUUUUUUGUUGGGGAAAAUUUCAGAACUUUCUUCGCAAAGCUGCUGAGGAGAAAGAAAAUGGAUAAGUACACCAGAAAAAGAGGCCAGCAGGGGGCGGAGUUGAGGAUCCUACAGAAAUGAGAGACUGUAAUGACUGGGAAGACCAUGAGUUCAAGUGACUCAUAAUUUUGUACUGGGGGAAAAAAACAGCGUUUCAGAGGCGCUUUUGUCUUUUUUGGCUCAAUGUCUGUGUUUAUUUUUACAGAAUUUCUGCAAGAUUUAAAUCAUCUAACUCUAAAGGUUAUUUUUUAGAAGUGUUACAUUGUCUAAACAUUGUUAUGUAUUCGAUGGGUUUAAUGUUCAGUGUCCUGCAAUGAUGUGAAAAGAUGUGACAUAACAUUCUUUAUAUUUUAUAAUGAUGCUUAGAAACAAUUCCUUUAUGGACUGAAACUAAUAUUACAUGAAAUGCUGUAUAUAUGCUUAACAUACUUGAAUGAAGCAACAAAUAUUCAUACUGGAAACCUGGAAAUCUUACCUUUUUCUUGAGAAAUGCUUAAAAAUGUAAAUAAAAAAGACAAUUUUUUUUUAUCAUGUCAACAUAAAUUCAGUAUAACAUAUCUUAAUCUAUUAAUUACUAACAACAGUUCUUACAUCCACAAGCAUUUAUCACACUCCUAAAUGCUAAAAUUGUCUGUGAAGCCCUGAAAAAGCUAAUCUAAUCCAAUCUGGCUGGAAAAUGAACGACAAUCAAAAAUCAUUUGAUGAACGACAUCUUUGUAGUCCUUGAAAACAAAAGAAAUACUGAUUCCAAACCCCUUGAAAGUCCUCAGAUUUAAUUUGGCAGCAUCUACAACAACCUUUGAUAAGCGAAGCCUUUAUAUAAAACGUUCAGCUAACCUUAAAUUGUUAGCUGGGAUAGACAAAAUGAGGCUUCAUGCAGGUCAGCUGCAUUUCUAUAAUCUCUAAUUCUAGUGACACAGAUGUCUUUGGGUGAACCUUAUGAAUGUGUGAAAUUUUGCUAAGCAUGUUGGUAUAUUUUAAAAUAUCCAAUAUGGGUGGAUCAAAUUCUUCAAAAAGCAAGUGUGAUUUCCUUCUACAUUUAGCCUAUACGUAGCUGACGCUCUUAUAAAAAGUGCAAACAGCUGAAGGCGCAGCAGUGCAAAGAAGCUGAAGAAUCUGUAUGGAUUCAUAACCAUAACCUAAAGACUAAAGCUGGCUUCACAUUAUACAAUUUUCAAUGCGAUUUUGAGUUGAGAUCGCCGGUCUUAAAUGCAAAAUGUGAUGUGCUCCACGACUGCCAAUUUAGUGCCAUUGCGACCAAAGACAGCUGACAAAGUGAGAAAUGUGAGAAAUUCUUUUAUCAAAAUCUCAGUGUGACCUCUGUUGCAACACUCAUCUAAAAGCGACCAAUAGGAAGACGGCACAGGAUUAUGUGAAAUUCAUGGGACUGCUACAAAUGCCAUCCAGUUGUAACGGUAAUAGUGAGGUAUAAAGAAAACAUGCUAAUGGACAAGAAAAAAAAUAUGCUUAUUACCUGAAACUCAUUUUGAAGAACGUUUCUGUUUAAUGAGAAUCCAUUUUCUGAACAAGCCGGAUUGCAAGCUGGACCACGCUGCUUGAUAACAUAAGCAGAAAGUAAUAAUUUUCUUUAAAUCACAGGUAUAUAAUUAGACUUACAUUGUAAUCUGAAAUGGAGAGCACAUUAUCACACAUUUGAAUUCGGCCAAGAAUUUUAUUGUGAUUUUCUCAUACAG
Messenger RNA from Pangasianodon hypophthalmus (striped catfish), 2749 nucleotides. RefSeq names its product cysteinyl leukotriene receptor 2a (gene cysltr2a). NCBI's taxonomy places the organism in Eukaryota, Metazoa, Chordata, Actinopteri, Siluriformes, Pangasiidae. Gene Ontology annotation, biological process: G protein-coupled receptor signaling pathway. The transcript is spliced from 2 exons. Gene Ontology annotation, molecular function: G protein-coupled receptor activity. Bases 105 to 1136 code for a protein of 343 amino acids. Gene Ontology annotation, cellular component: plasma membrane. The record is from RefSeq and is a predicted model, not a curated record.